AUGGCAGCUGGCGGCAAGAUACCGCGGGAGGAAGGCUCCAGCACGGCAGGAAUGGCGGCCGGGAUGGUGGAAGAGCACAUGGAAAGAGGCAGUUCACUGAGGCGUCCCGGUGGAGAGUCCUUCAGAACACACUUUCUUAAAAUUUUAAAAGCUGACGAUUAUAUACAACUGGUAAAUACCAAUAUUUCAGUUUUGAAGGAUUUUACGUUGUGUGUGGAUAUAAACCUCAAAAUGAAUGCCCAAGAAUGGCCAAUAUUUACUUACAGGGAAUUAGACAGUGACAUCAUUAAUCCUGGGAAUCCUGAUUUUGGAUUGGUUGGAAGUAAGGAAACAUUAAAAAUAUAUUUCUCGAAACAUGCUUAUGAAUUUCAAAUUAAAUUACCAGAAAAUUGUUGGCAUUCUCUGUGCUCUACGUGGGAUAGUGGAAAGGUGGAGCUCUAUGUAAAUGGCAGUAUGAUGGAAAGGACUAAGAAUUCUGAUUAUGCUUCAAGUGACAAUGUCAUGCAAGUGAAAGGCAAUGGAACCCUGGUACUUGGGAUCAACCAUAUCAUCCAAAGAGGGAGUAUAACACAAGCAAGUAUAUAUAGUUUAUAUGGAGACGUUUACAACUUCCAGUUGUGGGAUUAUACUCUGUCUCCAGAAUUAUUGACAAAGUGCUUCAGUGGAAACGUUGUCAACUGGGCAAGAAAAUUCUGGAAAUUUAAAGAAAACAGAGUCGAUGAAGAUAAAAGCCUUCGUUGUGCAAACUCUGAGGAUAUUCCGUCAACCGCAAGCACAACCACUCACAGAACAUCUCUCGAAACAUCAACUAGUGUGUUAUCUUUAACAACCACAAAGAUAUCUGAGUUGCCGACUACAACCCUUAUAACUCAAAAUGCGAAUGUACCUACUACUACCUCUUCAACAUCUUUAGUAACAAGUACUUCUGCCGAUCAAAAUUCGUCCAAAAUUAACUCUACCUUGGAACCCAAUAAACCAACUGGAUUUACAACUGUGCUUAGCAAUAUUUCCUCAACAAGUACUACCAAUCAAGAGUCACAAUCCAUUUCCACCACUCCUAGGUUGGUAGACAUCACCACCAAUGAAUCUAGUCUGAAUACAUCUUUACCGAAAUCAUCGUCAGCAGCAAAUACAGGUCGGCCAUUCUCUACUUCAUCUACUACAAGAACUAGGACAUCAUCGCAUACCUCUAGCAGUACUUCUAGUGGAACAACAACAUUGUAUGCUAACUAUACAACAAGUCCACAAAACAGCAGUACUACCAUAUCAUCUAAUAUGGAUACUUCUUUAGCCACUAGUACUAUAAAGUCAGAUGGUUCUAUGACCACACUGCAGUCAACUUCAUCAACCCUCAAUACUACUACUGAAGGUUCAACAACCACAAUGCAGUCUACUUCAUCAACCCUCAGUACUAAUAAGGUAGAAGUUUCUACGACCACACUGCAGUCAACUUCUUCAACCCUCAAUACAACUACUGAAGGUUCUACUACCACAAUGCAGUCUACUUCAUCAACCCUCAAUACUAAUAAGGUAGAAGGUUCUACGGCCACACUGCAGUCAACUUCACCAACCCUCAAUACUACUACAGCAGAAAGGUCUAUGACCACACUGCAGUCAGCUUCAUCAACCCUUAAUACUACUAAGGCAGAAGGUUCUACAACCCCACUGCAGUCAACUUCAUCAACCCUCAGUGCUACUACUACUGAAGGUUCUACGACCACAAUGCAGUCAACUUCAUCAACCCUUAAUACUACUAAGGCAGAAGCUUCUACAACCACUAUACAGCUAACUUCAUCAAGCCUCAAUACUACUAAGGCAGAUGGUUUCAUGACCAGUACACAGCCAACGUCAUUAUCCCUCAAUACUACUAAGGCAGAGGAUUCUACAACUAUACUGCAGUCAACUUCAUCAACCCUCAGUAGUACUACUGAAGGUGUAAAAACAUCUGUAUCCAACACACCAUCCCCUACCAUUGAAAAUGGGGAAACAUCUGUAUCUAAUUCACCAUCACCAACAGGCACAGUCAUUUACUUUGUGGUACGAAUGGAUAUCACAAUCUCCGUAACAAAUGGGAAUGAUGACGACAUAGCAAAUAUCACAAAAAGAAUGCUUGAUAAAAUCUUCAAGGGCACUGAAUUCUCUGUUGUGCAGUUCGUUCUCCAAAAUGAAGCAAGUAACGAAUCGAAAGCAAUUAUCAAAGCCAUUUCUUCAGACAGUUCAGAAUCAGUGGACUCUAAGCUAAAAAAACUUCUGGAAGAUGAGGAUAACUUUGAAGAAGACUUAUCACUAAGUGUCAGUGUUAAUUCAGUAGAGCUAAUAGGACGUUGCCCCAAGGAAUCAGCAUUUAUUCCUGAUAAAGGACUAUAUACCUGGGAGGAAACAAAUCCAAAAGAAACGGCAAUGGCUGCAUGUACUAUGGAUUCUUCAAUGUUUGGCACUAGAUACUGCAAUAUCAGUAUCGAGACUGCUACAGCUGAAUGGGAAACGCCAAAUUUAGAAGGAUGCCCAUCAUUUCAUAUAUUUGAUCUUAUCGAUCUUGAAAAUGUUGUCGUGACACCAGGAAACGCGAAGUAUUUAGCGAUACAGAUUAGCAAUUUCACAAGCAACGUGGGACAAAUAUCUAAAAACAACACAAAAAUAAUUCUAUCUAAAAUUUCUGAAAUUGCUGAAACAGGAGAAAGUGAUAUCUCAACAGCACAGACUAAUUUAGAUACACUUGAAUCCGUCUUACAAAAGUCUGAAAAUGUACGCGAAUAUGCCAACACGAUCCUAACACUUACAGAAGAAAUUGGAUACAAAAUGAACUAUCCAGGAGAAACAGCAAAUAUUAGUACACAAACAUUAGCUUUAUUCGUAUCCUCAGUCAAUUUUACAGAAUUUAAAGAUAUUUUCUUUGCAGUGAAAUCUUACCAGGACGGAAUGAAUCCUGAGAUUACCCUGGAAAAUGAACCCAUUGACAAGACUGUGGCCUUCAUAUAUUUGCCGGGAGCCAUUAAAGACAAUGCUUCUACAAUCACAUCUAAAGUGCAGUUUAACUUCUUUGGUAAAACAUCGCUUUUUGAGGAUAGCAUUUAUAGUAAUCUCAUGUUAAACACAUAUGUUGUAAGUGCCAGUGUUGAAAAUACUGAGGUCCAGCAACUAAGAGAGCCUGUGGACAUAUCUCUGAAGCACAUUUACCCAAACAACGAUUCACUACCCGUGUAUUGCGUGUUUUGGGACUUUCAAAGAAAUGAUGGACUGGGAGGAUGGAGUACAUCAGGGUGUAAAAUGAAAAAUACAAAUGUCAACUACACCACCUGCCAUUGCACACAUCUCACCCACUUUGGUGUUCUUUUAGAUAUUUACAGGGCCAGUUAUAUCAGUUUCUAUGAUCCCACAUUAAGCCUGCUGACCUAUGUGGGAUGUGGCAUCACAUCUCUUUUCCUGGGAGUUUCUCUGGUUACCUACCUGACAUUUAAGCCACUCAGAAGAGAUUACCCUUCAAAAAUAUUAAUGAACAUGUCUGCUUCUUUGCUAAUGCUAAAUCUACUUUUUUUGGUUAACUCGUGGAUAUCGAAUUUCCAAAUUCAUGGCCUGUGCAUCACCUCUGCUGCUCUUCUCCAUUACUUGUUGCUGGCGUCUUUCACAUGGUUGGGUCUAGAGGCCGUGCACAUGUAUUUUGCAUUUGUCAAAGUUUUCAAUUUGUACAUCCAUAACUACAUAUUGAAAUUCUGCAUUGCCGGAUGGGGUAUACCUGCUUUAAUAGUUGCAAUUGUACUGGCUAUAGAUAGAGAUUCCUAUGGUAUUCUACCUGAUGAAAAAGCAUCUGCGGUCUCGCCUGAUAAUUCGGAAUCAUUUUGCUGGAUCAAGAGUGACCUGGUGUUCUACAUCACUGUCGUGGCCUAUUUCUGUGUCAUGUUUCUUGCAAAUAUAUCCAUGUUUAUUGUGGUGCUAAUUCAAAUUAACUCCUUGAAUUCAAAGAAGAAGAAGGAUUGGAAGGCCCUUUUUCUCCAUGACAUUAAGAACACACUCAGCCUCACAUUCUUACUUGGCUUAACCUGGGGUUUUGCAUUUUUUGCUUUGGGCUCUGUAAGAAUUGCGUUUAUGUAUCUUUUUGUAAUUUUCAACACAUUACAAGGUUUCUUUAUCUUUGUGUUCCACUGUUUAAUAAAAGAAAAUGUAAGGCAACAUUGGAGAAUGCAUUUGUGCUGUGGGAGAUUUAGACUUGACAACUUCUCUGAUUGGAGCAGGUUGAGCAAUGCAGAAGCAAGACAAAACAGCCGCAUUCGAACAUCACCGUCAGAUUCUUUCCAAUCAACCAGGUCCAAUGAAACAGCUUCUACUUCAAACGCUUCCAGCCUUUCGGGAUUCUAUAGCGUUGACUACCCAGGAAGGAGUUAUUCAGACGGUGGACUAUUCAUCAACCCAGCUCAUUUGGAUCCUCCAAAUCAAAUUACUAUACAUCCUGAGAGAAGAAAAACCCUCACAUUUCUAGAUAUAAAAUGAACAAACUUGCUUGCUACUUUUGUCCACAAUACUGCCCAUAGUUACGUUUGUCUGUAAAAGAUGUAUUCUCCUGAAAAUGUACAGACUUCUCAAAGCUUAUGGAACCAUGUGAAACACAUACACGGCUGAUAACUGCCAUUCUUUCCAAAAGAAGAUAUCAGAGACUAGAAGAUGGGUAUGUUAUAUUGAAAUGUGAUAUCGCCCAGAAGGCUUCUUAAGGUGGAAUUUGAUUCUCUCCUGUUUUAUCAUAGAAUUUCUAGUUUUUUGUUAGCGUGUUGGUUCAAUAUAAUACCACUGGGGCACAUAUCCUCUCCAGGACUGUAAACAACAGGACAAAUUACAGGGGGUAGCUUUAUUGAUAGCAACUAAUAUUUGUUCUCAGGAAAGUCAUGUCUACUUCAUUUUCUCUGGUGAUACCUCCUGGAACCAAAACAAAAGAUCUUUACCGGUGGAAAAAGAAAUCUUGCAAUGACAUCUAAAAAAUAAAUUCAUUGGAUAGUUAGACACGUGAGAGCCAGUUCUCCAACUACUAUUGUGACUUACAUUUUGUAAUCCCUAAAACGU
This is a messenger RNA of Pelobates fuscus (common spadefoot toad), 5049 nucleotides long. RefSeq names its product adhesion G protein-coupled receptor G4 (gene ADGRG4). Bases 1 to 4485 code for a protein of 1494 amino acids. The transcript has 23 exons. The record is from RefSeq and is a predicted model, not a curated record. Gene Ontology annotation, cellular component: plasma membrane. Gene Ontology annotation, molecular function: G protein-coupled receptor activity. Lineage: Eukaryota; Metazoa; Chordata; Amphibia; Anura; Pelobatidae. Gene Ontology annotation, biological process: adenylate cyclase-activating G protein-coupled receptor signaling pathway; cell surface receptor signaling pathway.